Messenger RNA from Haemonchus placei, 2898 nucleotides. The record is from the annotation of a GenBank genome assembly. Lineage: Eukaryota; Metazoa; Nematoda; Chromadorea; Rhabditida; Trichostrongylidae.
AUGGCAAUAGUUUUCUCAGAGGACGACCGAAGUUUUUUCAACAAGUUUACGAGUGCACGGAACGGGGACCACAUCAAUGAUGACAUGUUGGAAGACGUUCAUAAUGUCUUAUCGAACAAGGAGUUUUCUCAUGCAACAAGGCUCGCUGCAGCGAAACUUCUGGUGCAUUUUACGAAUGCAAGUCAUGGAGAAUGUACACGUCAUCCUUCAGUAGACUGGGUAAUAUUAACAGCAAUGCUCGAAAUGGCCAAUCCAGAACGUUUAACGGAAAUAGUGAGAGCGUGGAUGGUCUGCUUUAGAAAACGUCGAAUAGGCGAUUCUGAAGAUGAGGCGAUGUUCCUGGCCGCGUUAGCCCGGAUUUUGCCGAAGAAGGGCUUGUGCUUGAGGGAAAGUCUUUCGGAGAAAGAAUUGAAUUUGCUUCAUAGGUAUAUAGUGUUAACAUUUAUCCUUUUUUCUGAAUUGGAUCGAGGAUCAAAAAUAUUUGAUGGUGCUGUGCUUUUUAUUGUUAAAACAAUGCCUCUGAAUCCUCAGCUUUUUGACUUUUGUGUUGAAAAACUCGACCCAGAUCUUCGCGGUAAAUAUGGUAUUAUCAAAGUAUUCCUUCGAGAAAUUAUUCCGACACAGCGUGAUGAAGUGAUCAAGAGCGAUGAAUUUAUCAAAACGAUCUGUGAUCAGCUGACGAGUAUACUCGCCAGCCAAUUGAUUACAAAUUCAGCCUCAGGCUUAGUGGCGACUUUGGUAUCUUUAUUCCCAACGUCAGCUCCUCUUCAGGCCUUGUUCGCCAAAAAUAUGGUGCAUCAUACAAAGUGCAUACGCUCAAAUAUUUUGCGUUGGUUUGGACGUUUUGAAGUGACGAAGGAGAGUUGCCAAUUUUUGCUCGCUCUUCAACGCUCCAUUCGUGAGUCUUUUCUCACUUCAGAAGAUGACGUUUGGCCUCCGCGCGUUUGGGAAACAGAGGAUGUUUCGUGCAUUGAUCCAAGAUGGGAGACUGAAGAGUCAGAAGAUGUGUUAUGGGAAGCUGACAGAUUACUGGAUGCUUAUCUUAAUGUGUCCAGCGUGGUUCAGCAGCGAUAUCGUCAUGAGCUUGAUAGCAAGGAUCCACUCAUCUACGCUGGACUUAAAUGGCACCUUCCCGAGAUUCGCCUGAGUGCAUUCCGGCUGUGGAUAGGGUGUUUAGGUAAAGAGGUGGUGGAACCCGAAAGUAAUCGUUUUUUAGAAGAGUUUAUCCUGAAUAAUGCUGCAUCUUCUCUCACAAGUCUACGCCAAGCUGUUAAGGAUGUUUCUAGUUACUGCACUAUGACGCCGGAAGGCGAGGUCAAGUGGGAAGAACUGAGCAGAGCCAUCCACGAGCGAGAGAAAUUGGAUGAUGAGCAGCGUGGAACCAGCUAUUUGCCUGAUGAACUGAGUGGAACGGAAGUGAUGCCGCUCCCCUCUCCUCAGAGAGCUUCAGAGCGCCUGGAAGAGGUUUUACAGUUGUCUGGCUCUGUAAGCUCAAAAUCGUGCCCGACAUUUCCUCAACUUUACGAGAAUCUGGCUAAAGCUGGUUGUGAUCAGAGGGUCUAUGCCAGAUUUAUCAUUGAACUCAUCAACUUGAUAAAGUCACAUAAUGAUGUGAAGACUGCGUUGGAUGUGAUUUCAAAUGCAGUUAUUAGAUGUAGAUUGAAGGUUGUUGUUGAUCACGGCUGCAAUGUCGUAGAUGAAAUUCUCUCCAGUCAACACUAUGAUGAACAUUUUUUCUUCCUUGUCGAAUAUCGCUAUUGUUGGGCUAUGAAUCACCUUAUCGACCAGAAAACCGAAUGUCGCACUCUACCUUUGUCACGCAUUCUUUGGUCUGUGUGCGAGAAAUCUAGAGAUCUUCUGCAGAUAUGCUUUGAGUCCUGUCGAACAACAUUGAGCGAGCCAUCUCUUGAUGCGAAGGUCCAUCAACGAGUGUUAAAAACUUUGAAAUUAUUUGCGUCGAAGGCGGAUUGUAAAAUGCCGAAAGACUUCGUGGAGUUUCUAUUCUGGCAUUGCGUGGAUGUUCAAAAGCAUAACGAUUUUCUUGUGAGAAGUGCAGCAACGAUAUUAUUCGGUUUCGUAGUUCGAUACAUCACCAGAAGCCGUGUGGUACCAGCGUUUUAUAUUGUGGCGACAAGGGUGAAGUUUUGGCAAGAGAUGGUGCGGAGAUGUUCAACGCUACCAGCAUUACUAUCAUGCCAGCGAAUUCUACUUCUCAGUUUCCUCUCACGUUUCACUCUUGGCUGUAUUGACUGCUAUUCGACGUCCGUGCAACAGGAUAUUCGCUCAUUACUGCAAUCACUAAUUGGGUUACUGAAGCACUCGCCUGAUAUAAGGGAACGACGCUUCUGCCUGGAGGUACUGGCGAAUAUGUCGCCCAAAGAAGCUCACGUGGAGUUGAAGGAGAGCAUGAAGCAUUUACAGCAAUAUCGGGAUCAAGUCUCGAGUGCUGAUUGCGAUUUCCUGGCGUACAUCAUGAAGGUAAUUGGUGAACCGUUCGACGUGAUGGGUAAUCGGGCAAUCCCAGUCGAUCUCUUACAGUCAAAGUAUGUCCAGCUUAUAGAGAGGUGCCGCACUGUGGAUCCUCGCGAAGCUUUGAACGAAACGAAGAAAAUACUAGCCUGUGUGGAGUCACAUUCAGCUGAGCUCACUCUGCAAGCGGUCGCUAUGGCACUGUCCCAAAUAGCGGUCCAACUGCGUGUAAUGGGUGACGUUGACCCUUCUAUUCGUUGCUCAUUAGUAUCUCAAUGUUGUGCAUUAUUCGAAAACAAGUGGUGUACAUCGCGAGUGAUGUCCAUACUGAGCAGAGUACCGGCUAACUUAGGUCUUACAAGGCUGUACUAUCAGAAGUUCUACGUUUUACAGGUCCUAAAACAGUGGGAAAGCCAUAAGAUCGAUUGA